Molecule: messenger RNA, 1293 nt
Organism: Rotaria sordida
Lineage: Eukaryota; Metazoa; Rotifera; Eurotatoria; Philodinida; Philodinidae
Source: the annotation of a GenBank genome assembly
AUGUCAAAUUUGUUGCAUAGAGUUUCACAUCAUGAUAUAAAAAAAGUAGCAACAUUAGUAAAAUCAAAAACAUACUCUCAUGAUUUGACAAAACUAGAUAGACGUUUAACACGUCAAUCAACUAUUCCUUCGUUUGGUCAUGCAGCAGAAUUUGAUUAUAAACGUGAUACAAAAUAUUUAUGCAAAAAAUUGAAGCACUGCAUAGCAGCACAUACGUUGGAUUUAGAUUUUAUUCUUCAUUUUCUGUCAUCAUAUACAUGUGAACAACGUAUUAUCCUUGUUCGUGAUCUUGAAUUUGAAUAUGAAUAUAAAUUAAUUGAUAUGGUACUUGAAAGACCUGAAUCUCCAAUGCGUUCAUGUACAUUAGCAAUGUUAGUUGAACCAAUUGAAUUAUAUGUACGUGAUUUUCGUGAUUUAUUAACAUUGAAACAGUUAAAACAAACUAAUUAUGAUAUAGCAAGAAAAUUAGUUGAAAUUUUAUUACCAUUAGAUAAUGAAGAUAUACAAAAAUUUAAAGAAACAUAUGAAAAUUUAUUUGAAAGUCCUGUACAAAAUGAUAUUGAUAUUGUUGAAGGUAUUGAAAAUCUAAUAGCAAAUUUACUUAAACAAUUACUCCAAGGUAAACGUUAUGAAGAAUGUGGUCAUUCAACAACAGUAGCUAAAAAUAUAGCGAAAAAAUUAUAUGAAGCUGGUGAAGGUACACCUGGUAUUGAUUAUGAUACAUUUAUAAAAAUUUUUACACGUGAUACUUUUGCACAAUUAUCAGCUAUAUUUGAUGCAUAUGAAGAUAAAUAUGGACGACCAAUACAAGAUGCUAUUGAACGUGAAUUUCAUGGUAAAAUUGAAACUGAAUGUUUUCAAGAUAUAGUUGAAUAUGUACGAUCACCAAGUAUUUAUCAUGCUAAAAUACUUCGACAAGCAUUAGAUAAAACACCAAUUGAUUAUUUAACUUUAAUACGUACUAUAAUUGGUCAUCAAGAUAAAGAUUUACAUGAAAUUUGUUUGGAAUAUUCAAAAGUUUAUGAUGAAACACUUGAUCAAACAAUUAAAAAUCGUAUUGAUAUUAUGGAAAUAAAACGUUUAUUUGUUCUUAUUAUUACAGAUGGACAUGAUAUAACAACAAGUGAAUUUGAUCAAGUUCGAUUCGAUCAAUCACAUAGUACUGGUUCAACUAGUCCAGGAACAGUUUCAACAACAACUUCAACGGCAAAUGCUAAUGGAAUGAAAAGAAAUCGAUCACAGGAAGCAUUCGACAAAUUUGUCAAUGUUUUUAAAACAAUGCGACCUCAUUGA